CAACACUAAACUCAUAACCUAAUGAAAUAUCAUUUGGUUAACAAUCCAACAAACCGUAUUACCAGUUAACAAUUGAAAGUGUUAAGAGAAACCCUUUUAACUGGGAAAAACAGAAUCAACUAAUACAGUAUUAAUAAUCAAGUUUAAGGGCAACAUAAAUCUUCUCUUAAUCAUCUCUGUCUUCAUUUCUUUCCCUUUCUUCCAAGAGUAAAACUCAAACUCUGACAGUUUCGCCUUCAAUUCAUUUUCAACUCUUCAUCAUCACAAACGUUGGCCAUUGUUUCCCGCCUAACAGUCUACUUAACUUAACAGCGACAUUUUUAUUUCAACCGUCUUUCUCUUUUCUCAUUUCAACUUAAAAUGUCUCUUGUGUUACUUUCAUUUUUCUGCCAAUCUUUAACCAUGUUUUUUCAUUGAACGGAUUAUUAUUUCUGGUCCAUUUUACCUGUUAUACCAACUUUUAAUGUAAUAUUUAUUUAGUGCUAUUUAUUGGUGUUACCUUACAAUUGUAUCACUCCUCUGCUUCAAUGGAUCAUUGUUGGAUGGACAAUGGAGAAAUCCAAAUGACAUGAUAUAAUUAUUUAUUUACUACCCACAAGUACAAAUCAAAUUGUUCCUUAGCCAGUAUUAAUGUUCCUACUAUUGCCGCUGAUUAAAAUAUCAACCUGAAAAUUUGGUCAUCAUACUUAAUCAUUUUAAAUCAACAAGUUACGGAUUAAACAAUAAACAAAAGAUCCAUUCAAUUUACGGUCAAAACCUUAACCAACACUGGUCGCUGCUAAAGUUAAAAAUUCAUUGACAACUCUAAUUGGACUUCUUUAUGCAUCGACACUGGACAGCACCAUUACUCAAAAGCCGAAAAUGAAAAGACUAUUGUUCAACAUCGCUUGUCAUAAACUCAUUGUGUAAUCAUAAAAAUUCAUAAUCACAAUCACAUAAUCAAAAGCAUAAUCGUAACGACAAUCAGCAUUUGAAAAGCAAAAUAUCGAGUGUCACCUAAUGAAAUACAAAAUCAAACACAGGAUGUUCUGAAAGAGAAAUCAAAAAGUGAUUUGUGUUUUGUUCUGUUCUAUUGAUAAUCAACAAAAUCAUGUACAAACUUUGUGUACCACUAAUUAUAAUUAGCCUUUAUCUCGCUGCUUCCGGAUCAGGUGUCCCAAGUUCAAUAAUUGGCGAUCCUUUUCAAUCAAUAAAACAAAGUUUAGAGUUGGAUGCUGAGGUAUUAUCAGCAGCAGCCAUUGGUACCAACAAUAAUUCAACCAAACGCUAUGCAAUAGCUAAAUUUGAUUUUGAAAAAGUGUCACAACCUUACAUUAUUUGUCUAUGGAUUAUAAUUGUUGGUGUCGCUAAAAUAGGCUUCAAUUUAACUCCAAAAUUAUCCUCAAUAUGCCCAGAGAGCGUCGUUUUAAUGGUGCUUGGCGUUUUAAUUGGCCUGGUAUUUUAUUACGGUGGAGUGUCCACCAAUCAGUCCCUCCUUACUCCAGAUGUCUUCUUUUUUUACAUGUUACCACCGAUUGUUAUGGAUGCUGGUUAUCACAUGCCAAAUCGACUUUUCUUCGAUAAUCUGAAUUCCAUAUUAAUGUAUGCCGUUCUUGGAACCAUCUGGAACACUCUCACCAUUGGAGCGGUACUUUAUUGGGUCGCAACUUCAGGCUUUUUUGGAGUCAGUCUACCAUUAUUAGAUGCUCUGCUAUUUAGUACAAUAGUUUCAGCCGUUGAUCCGGUUGCUGUUUUAGCUGUUUUUGAAGAGAUUCAUGUCAAUGAUGUCCUUUAUAUCCUAGUCUUUGGCGAAUCGUUGCUUAAUGAUGGAGUCACAGUGGUUCUUUACAAAAUGUUUGAAGGUUACAUUGAAAUGGGAGCAGAUAACUUAUUACCAAUUGAUUAUAUCAGUGGGAUAACCUCUUUUUUUGUCAUCGCUCUGGGAGGAACCUUAAUUGGAGUUUUUUGGGGCAUCGGUGCUGCUUUUGUCUCAAGGUUUACCCACCAUGUAAAAAUAAUUGAGCCAAUUUUCGUCUUUGUGAUGUCCUAUCUGGCCUAUUUAUCAGCUGAAAUGUUUCACCUUUCAGGAAUUUUGGCGUUAACCUUUUCGGGGAUGACAAUGAAAAAUUAUGUAACGGAAAACGUUAGCCAAACUUCCCAGACAACAUUGAAAUAUGCUAUGAAAAUGUUGGCCAAUGCAUCAGAAUCGGUGAUAUUUUUAUUUCUUGGAGUCUGUACUGUUACUGAUAGCCAUAAUUGGAAUACAGCAUUUGUCCUUUCGACAAUCGGAGCUUGUUUAGUGUUCAGAGCUUUAGGUGUUAUAAUAUUCACAAGUAUCGCAAACAGAUUUCGUUUACACCGUUUAAGUGGAAUGGAGCAAUUCAUCAUGGCUUAUGGAGGGUUAAGAGGUGCAGUUGCUUUUGCAUUGGUUUUAUUAAUCAAUGAAAAGUUAGUUCCUACCAAACGUAUGAUGGUUACUACCGUGAUUGCUCUUGUUUAUUUCACCGUUUUCUUGCAAGGCAUGACUGUUGGUCCACUGGUGAAGAUAUUGAAAGUACCAAGGAGCAAUAAAUAUGAGAAGACAAUGAAUGAAAGAGUUCACGAAAGGCUCAUGGACCACUUAAUGGCUGGAAUUGAAGAUAUUUCUGGAAUGAUGGUCGGUAAUUACAAAAUAAGAGACAAAUUCCGUCAUUUUGACAAUCAAUAUCUCAAACAUUGGCUUCUUCGUGAAUCUCAUGAUAGAUCCGCUUCAUCCCGUAAAAUAUUUGAAACAAUUUCUCGGCUGAAUAUGCAGGAUGCAAUUAAUAUGGUGAAAGAGUCGAGUGUGCCUUCGUUGUAUUUAAACAAUAAUAAUCUACCGACAACUAAAUCAUUAUCCUCAUUAUUUCGUUCCUACACGCAAGCUAAUCUUUCUUCAUCCAAUGAACAAACUGACUCAGGACACCUUAAGCCUAACUAUUUCACCAAUCUUCCAAUGGAUCAUAAUGUAUCGACCAAUUUCAAUUUUGAUGUUGGAAACAUUGAAUAUAAUCCAUCUAAACGUGAUCUCGUUGAUUUCGAGGUCCACCAUAUUCUUAGUGAUAAUGUCUUUAAACCAGUCAAAAGGUAUCGUAAAUACAGCAAAACGGACUUAGCUGAUGUUUCGCCUCAAUCAACUUUCCAGCAUCAAGCUAAAUUAGAGGUUCGCCAUUUAGUCAAUCAAACUCGUCACCGGCGUCGGAACAAGAAGAAAACUAAUAGCAAUAAUAGCUCAAGUAAUAAUCAUAAUAAUCGAACCACUGAUGAACAUUUAAACCAAAGACCGAACCAUCUAAGCAUCAAUUCAAGAUUCGUAGGUAGAGCUGCGAGUUUCCCGUCUAUUUUAAACAGUCCUGAUGACGGAGGAAUCAUUUUUGUUGCUCGACCAAAUAAUCGAGAUGAAGAAAAAAUAGAGAUAAAGUCAAUUUAUUCACCUACUACAACCACUGAAGCGACUUUACCUUGGAGAAGGAAAAGUACUACUGAUCCAGUCGGGGCAAUGAAUUCAAAUGGAUCCUCUCCUUCCAAUUCAGGUCCAUUGAAACAAUCGGAAUUUCCAUCCUGGAUUGAGAAUAAAGAUUAUAUAUCUAAUUAUGCAUCACCAACUAAUACUAUUUUAAGGAGAAUCGAUGAUCCCAAUCAUAAUGAUAAAAGGCCUACAGUUUAUGAAAUUUUCACGAUUACGGAAAAUAUUGAAGAUUCUGGAAGUGCCAGAGAUGAAGUUGACACUCUUGAGAUGAAUGGUUCCAAUAAUCAUUUACAUGAGCAACAUUUAAACGUCGAAUCAUCUAAACCAAUAUCAUCAAAUUAUUCAUCAAAUCAAACUGCUUUACCAGUUAAUAAUACAACAGUUCCAUCCCAUUCACCUCCAAUUUUAGUUAAUGCGAGGAUAAAUAUGGGAUUUUUGGAUGAUAAUAAUCAAAAUUCCUAUAGGUUGUGAUCAUUUUUCAAGCUCAUUGUAAUCACCAUCAUGACUGAUUGAUUUUUUUUGAAUAACUUCAAUUUUUAAUCUCGUUCCACUUUUUUAACGAGAAUCAAUAUUUAUUUCUAUGAAAAAGCCAACAAAAAAGAGCUACUACUAUUGAUUAAAUAGCAAACCAAGAUGAAACAAUAUUAACAUUUUAUUACAAUAUUUUCA
Messenger RNA from Tetranychus urticae (two-spotted spider mite), 4135 nucleotides. The record is from RefSeq and is a predicted model, not a curated record. NCBI's taxonomy places the organism in Eukaryota, Metazoa, Arthropoda, Arachnida, Trombidiformes, Tetranychidae.